GAAUAUUAUUCCUAUCCCACUCUCUUGACGUUCUCAAAGAUUAUCGUAAGGAGAGAAAACAUUUGGAUUACUCGACGGUGACUAUCCGGUGAUCAAAGCACAAGAAUAUUUUUGAAAACAUGAAGCGGAUAGCGAAGGUUGCGUCACAGAAGGCGGUGGUGAUAUUCAGCAAGAGCUCGUGUUGCAUGAGCCAUGCAAUUAAGAGACUCUUUUACGAUCAAGGUGUCAGCCCGGCCGUGUACGAGCUCGACCAGGACUCGAGAGGAAAAGAGAUCGAAUGGGCCCUUCGGCGCCUCGGCUGCAACCCCGCUGUCCCCGCCGUCUUCAUCGGUGGCCAAUUCAUCGGCACCGCCAAUGCCAUCAUCACCCUUCACCUUAAUGGCUGUCUCGAUAAAUUGUUGAAGGAAGCCGGAGCACUUUGGCUCUGAUAUUCUCCUACACAACUACACAUCGAUCAAUAAUAAGACUAGAGAAGUUCUUUUCUAUUGAU
This is a messenger RNA of Cucurbita moschata (crookneck pumpkin), 490 nucleotides long. Its product is annotated as monothiol glutaredoxin-S10-like. The coding region runs from base 120 to 428 and encodes 102 amino acids. The record is from RefSeq and is a predicted model, not a curated record. NCBI's taxonomy places the organism in Eukaryota, Viridiplantae, Streptophyta, Magnoliopsida, Cucurbitales, Cucurbitaceae. The transcript is spliced from 2 exons.